Messenger RNA from Cricetulus griseus (Chinese hamster), 1784 nucleotides. The record is from RefSeq and is a predicted model, not a curated record. Lineage: Eukaryota; Metazoa; Chordata; Mammalia; Rodentia; Cricetidae.
AGGGCUGUUCCGGGUUCAGAUCAGGAAAUAGGAAAUCCUCCCAGGCAGAGGCUGAUGGAAGGGGAACCUCACACAGAAGGGUCACCUGGCUCCUCUGCUCUCAGGGAACACAGAGCUGCGUCAGCCUGUGGUCCCCAUGCCACCACUUCUGGUCAACCCUUUCAGAGAUCGAAUCUGCAGGGUGUUCUCCCACAACAAUGUGUUCUCCUUUGAGGAUGUUCUCGGCAUGGCAUCAGUGUUCAGUGAGCAGGCCUGCCCCAGUCUGAAGAUUGAAUAUGCCUUUCGCAUCUAUGGUUCCAUGGUCUCCCAAAACAGUGUCAGAAGCUGGGAAAUGUUCAAACACAUGAACCUGGGAGGGCUAGUUCAGGUUAAAAUCUUAGCACCAUCCAAGGGCACUGGAGUCACCGAUGGCAGGCCAGAGAGGAAGAGAAGCCGCAUAUGGGUUGAAAGACUCGGGCUUGUCUAGCAGGAAAAAUAUUGGGCGGUAACUUGAGACACAUGAGCAUUUGAGCCAGUUCUGCAUGCAGUGACUGCAGGUCUGGGACAGGUCAUUUCGUUUCCCGAGAAUCCAUGGUCUCAUCUUGAAAGUGAAGGACUUGAGAGAGGUCAUCUCUGACGUCUUUGGUAUCUGCCAAGUGGGUUACUCGGACCUCUCAAAAGCAACUGAAGGGAAAGAACCAAAGAAAUCUCAAUCAUACAUUCCCACUCCUAUGGGCUGCUUGUCACCUUGCUGUCUCCGCCAUAGAACAGUGGGAUACUCAGACCUCUCAAAAGCAAUUGAAAGAAAAGAACCAAAGAAAUCUUGAGACACCUUCCAGCAGACCAAGAACGUCUUUGAAUAUAUCAUGGUAACUCCUCUGCUUGCACAGGCAGACUGGAAUGGAUGAGCAUGGCCCUUUCUGUUUAAGUAGGCCAUCCAGUCCUCCUGUCCUCAGACAUCAGUGAGCAGACUCAUGCAGGCUGAGGAAAACUGAAACUUGCCAAGCAUGGUGGCACACACCGGUAAUCCUAACACUCGGGAGGCUGAGGCAGAGGGAUCAGGAGUUUGAAGACAAACUGGGCUGCACAGUGAGACCUUGUCUUAAGAAGUCAAGGGCUAGUGUUCUAGCUCAAUGAUAGAAUGCUUGCCUGGGAUACACAAGGCUCUGGAUUUGAUUCUCAAACUAAACAAACAACCCCCCCCCAACCCUCUCUAACCUGAAGGACAAGAUUGCAGUCUGAAUUAAACCAAAAAUGUCCGAGCUGUUUUUGGAGAACUAGAACAGAACUCAGUAUCUUUACACCAAAACAUUUACAAUCCCCCAAAUUAAAUCUAAAAGUGACCUGAUAUACAAGAAAAUUCCUUUAAAUCUUGCUGCCAUCUCCAGAAGGGAGACUGACUCUGACAUGACCCAGAUACUGAAAUUCACUGAUAAACAGUCUUAAAACAGCUACCGUCACUGUUGUCUGCUCUUCAGAGAAACAGAAGCAAGGAGAAAGAAGAGGGAAGGGGGGAAGGAUGCAGGAAUGGAGAGAGGAAGGAAGAGGGAGGAAGAGAAAGAUGGGCUUAUAGAUGACUCUGGUGACCAGCACCCCACAGUCUCCUGUGAGUGAGGCAUCCAGGAAAGAUGGUGACUUAAUUCAGUCCAAGGGCACCAGAACCAAGGGCAUCAUUGACCAAGGACAGAGCAGAAGGAAAAACUCCUCUGUCCUGUUUUAUGCUCUUGGAGCCUUUGCUGGACUGGAUGAUGCCCACCCACAAGAAUGAAUGUAGUCUUGUUUUUAAAUUUGUAUUUGUUUUUAAA